GCCAUGACGAUUUUAUGAAAUUCAGUAAUAAAUCGUGCAGAAAACGUGAUAAUUUUAAAGGCGAAAAAAUCACUCCAUCAAUUUGGAACAUCGACGAGCGAGUUCGUACCCCAAGCAUUUAAAUCGUAUCCCUCCCAAAGUAUGUCUAAUACCAAGGAGACCAAAUAUGUUACCGAAGUACCAAGUAGUCUCAAGCAAUUGGCCCGUCUCGUCGUGCGCGGCUUUUAUUCCAUUGAAGAUGCUCUCAUAAUUGAUAUGUUGGUGCGUAAUCCUUGUAUGAAAGAGGAUGACAUUGCAGAGCUAUUACGUUUCGAAAAGAAGCAAAUGCGUGCGCGUAUAUCGACGUUACGAAAUGACAAAUUCAUACAGAUACGUUUGAAAAUGGAAACAGGACCUGAUGGCAAAGCGCAGAAGGUCAACUACUACUUCAUUAAUUAUAAGACUUUUGUAAAUGUUGUUAAAUAUAAAUUGGAUCUUAUGCGUAAGCGUAUGGAGACGGAGGAGCGUGACGCAACGAGUCGCGCCAGCUUCAAGUGCACAAACUGCGAUAAGACAUUCACAGAUCUCGAAGCCGAUCAAUUAUUCGAUUUUAACACCGGCGAAUUUCGUUGUACCUACUGCGGUAGUCCUGUGGAAGAGGAUAGUUCUGCGAUGCCAAAAAAAGAUUCACGCUUAAUGUUGGCACGAUUUAACGAGCAACUACAACCGUUAUACGAUUUAUUACGCGAAGUUGAAGGCAUUAAGCUGGCGCCAGAAAUACUGGAACCUGAACCUGUGGAUAUCGAUACGAUACGAGGCAUUAACAAACCACAAGCGCAACGGCUAGAUGGUCAACAAUGGUCUGGUGAGGCGACACGUAAUCAAGGUUUUGCAGUUGAAGAGGCUCGUGUUGAUGUUAGCAUUGGCGGUGAAAUACAAGAGACUGCCACCGAACGUAAAGCACGUCCAGUCUGGAUGACCGAAAGUACCGUUAUAACGGAGGACAAUCAUGAUGCCACCGAUGCCAUUUUAAAUGAAGCGGCGCAAUCAUCAACACAAUCGUCAAUAAGUGUAGGCGGCCCAACAAAUAAUCGCAGCAAAAAGGAAAAUGAAGAUAUUAUGUCGGUACUGCUGCAGCAUGAAAAGCAAACCAAUCAGAAGGAUGCACAAACAAAAGCACUGAAAUAUGGUUCGUCAAAUGCAGAUUCAAGCGAUUCAAGUGACGACGAUAAGGAUAUCGACAAUACGAAAAUACCCAAUGUUGAUUUCAACAACUAUAUUAAUUCUGAAUCAGAAGAUGAUGACGAUGAUGCUCCUACUGUGCAUGUAGCCGGAAGACCCCAUCCUAUUGAUCAAAUUAAUGACGAACUUAUCGCUCAGAUGACACAGCAGGAGAAAGAAAACUAUAUACACGUUUAUCAAACCCAUUAUAGCCAUAUAUAUGAUUAAAGCAAUGGUUGAGAGUGGCAUAAACAUGUGCUGUAAAUUUUGAAUUAUAUUUUUUACUAGUUCAAUCUUAUUUCAAUUAUACUGCAAUUUAUUUAAUUUUGUUUGAAUUCGCUGUUGAAGUUCGUAGCAUUUCGGUUUAUAAUAUUGGUAUUGAAACAUUGCAAAUCAAUUAAAAAUUGAUAAUGACAUAGAAA
Molecule: messenger RNA, 1622 nt
Organism: Ceratitis capitata (Mediterranean fruit fly)
Lineage: Eukaryota; Metazoa; Arthropoda; Insecta; Diptera; Tephritidae
Gene: TfIIEalpha
Product: general transcription factor IIE subunit 1
Exons: 4
Coding region: 142-1428 (428 amino acids)
Biological process (GO): transcription initiation at RNA polymerase II promoter; transcription open complex formation at RNA polymerase II promoter
Cellular component (GO): transcription factor TFIIE complex
Source: RefSeq, a predicted model, not a curated record